UCUCCGAGCAGCUAGCAUCACUGCGCAGAGGGAGGAGAUCCUCAGAGCAUCAGGCCUCAUCCCUGCACAUAGAGAGGGGAUCCUCCGAGCAUCAGGCCUCAUCCCUUCAAAGAGGGAGGGGAUUCUUCCAGCAGCUUCUAUCACUGCGCAGAAGAAUAAGAUCCUCAGAGCAUCACAACUCACCCCUGCACAAAGGAAGUUGAUCCUCCUGAUGACCAGUGUCACUGCGCAGAGAAAGGGAAUCUUCCCAAAGGCCAGCGUCCCUGCGCACAGGGAGUGGAUCGUCCCAAAGGCUGGUGUCCCUGCAGAGAGGGAGGAGAUUCUCCUCACAGCCAGUGUCCCUGUGAAGAAUGAAAACAAUCAUCCACAACCACCUCCCAUCAUCCCCAUGGUGGCACCACUGUGGAAAUGGGAUGGUGGAGCGUGUACUCCACCUGUGGAUUUCUAUUCCAAGAGAAGAGAUGUCCGACUUAGAUAUGUUGAGCAUCCUGCUAUGAUGUCCAUCACCAAGCCGGAACAUUCCGAUGCCAAACCUCAGUUCCAGACUGGCACCCGGCCGGUGGCUGAGCCCGAGACCCCUGCUGUUCACAAUAACAGUGGAGGCUGGCUCAGCUGGGUCUUUGGGAGUGGAAGAGCUAAUAAGAAGGAGGUUCAUCUACCUGAGGACAAAGACAGAUCUAUUGUCUGGGAUCCAACUCUGCACAGAUGGGUUAACAAAACUGAGCCCAAGGCUGAGAACAAGUGUGUACCACCCCCUCCACCGAUGGGGACAUAUGGAUAUCAGGGGAACACUGGCAGUGUCCCCAAAGGAGUGAAUCCUUACUCUAUGAAAGCAGCAGGUCUAUGGGGCAGCAGAUACCCUACAAUGCAUUUGAAUGAUGGGACCAACUCAAAGCCUCCAAGCCAUGGGCCUGGACAGCUUACUAGACAGCUCUCUGGCUUGCUCCCUCCUUCACACUUUGACCUCAUGGCACCAAUGGUUGUGCCACCUGACAUUCUACCCUACUGAGGCCAAUUAACCAGAGUGGAUUUGCUAAACAUAGAUUUUUUCAGUGUUAAAAAACUUCAGCA
Oncorhynchus nerka (sockeye salmon) is the source of this 1071-nucleotide messenger RNA. RefSeq names its product protein transport protein Sec16A-like. NCBI's taxonomy places the organism in Eukaryota, Metazoa, Chordata, Actinopteri, Salmoniformes, Salmonidae. The record is from RefSeq and is a predicted model, not a curated record. The transcript has 6 exons. Bases 212 to 1009 code for a protein of 265 amino acids.